Molecule: messenger RNA, 10216 nt
Organism: Sciurus carolinensis (gray squirrel)
Lineage: Eukaryota; Metazoa; Chordata; Mammalia; Rodentia; Sciuridae
Gene: Enoph1
Product: enolase-phosphatase 1
Exons: 6
Coding region: 750-1271 (173 amino acids)
Molecular function (GO): magnesium ion binding; acireductone synthase activity
Source: RefSeq, a predicted model, not a curated record
GGGAGCAUCGAGAACAAGGAGCGUUGGUUAGAAGGCGCAGCUAGAGAGGCUGCUUCCUCCUCCUCCCCCGCCCUUCCGAGGAUUCCUGGAGUCCACUCACCUCUCCCUACCGAGCGGGCCCGAACCGCGGUGUCGGGAAGGGGUGUGGUUGCGCCUCGCAGGAGACAACGGUCCUGCGCGCCUGCAGCGUUGGGGUCCGGGAAGAGAGGAGUACUCCCGUCGACUUCUUAUGUCCUGGAGUGCCCAGCCCGAGAAAGGAGGCUGCCCUGAAUUGGCAGCCGCUUACGCCGGCUGUGUCUACCGCGGCGCCUGAGGACUCCGGGCUCGCAGUGCGUGGAGCGAAGAGCCGCUGCGGACCGCGCGCGUGCACUGACAGCCGCAGCUCCUCCGCCCGCCGUCCCCGCCCGAACUCGGUGACAUUGAGGUUCCCUACGGCCGCCGCGGGCCUUGCCCCGGCAGCAGGCUGAGGUCGCUGACGACCAGGGCUGCCUUUUCUUUUAAGAUUUGUUUUCCAAGUAAGAUUUGUGCUUGCCUGCUUUUCUCCUGAAAUUUUUCGUCAAAAGAAGCAGGACAUUUUAUUUCCUUACAUCAAAGAAAAUGUUAAAGAGUAUCUGCAGACACAUUGGGAAGAGGAGGAGUGCCAGCAGGAUGUCAAUCUUUUGAGGAAACAGGCUGAAGAAGAUGCCCACCUGGAUGGGGCUGUUCCAAUCCCUGCAGCGUCCGGGAAUGGGGUAGAUAACUCACAACAGAUGAUCCAGGCCGUGGUAGAUAAUGUGUACUGGCAGAUGUCUCUGGACCGAAAGACCACAGCACUCAAACAACUGCAGGGCCACAUGUGGAGGGCAGCAUUCACAGCUGGGAGCAUGAAAGCAGAGUUCUUUGAAGAUGUUAUUCCAGCAAUCAGGAAGUGGAGGGAAGCUGGGAUGAAGGUGUAUAUCUAUUCUUCUGGAAGUGUAGAGGCUCAGAAACUAUUAUUUGGGCAUUCUACAGAGGGAAAUAUUCUCGAGCUUUUUGAUGGUCACUUUGAUACCAAGAUUGGACACAAAGUAGAGAGUGAGAGUUACAGAAAGAUUGCAAACAGCAUUGGAUGCUCAACCAACAACAUCUUGUUUCUAACAGAUGUUACCUUAGAGGCCAGUGCUGCUGAGGAAGCAGAUGUGCAUGUAGCUGUGGUGGUGAGACCUGGCAAUGCAGGAUUAACAGAUGAUGAAAAAACUUACUACAGCCUCAUCACAUCCUUCAGUGAACUAUACCUGCCUUCUUCAGCCUAGAGGAAGAUUUCUAUAGAAGACCAAACUAUUCCUCAGAGUUGUCCCCCUAGUGUCUAGUUUUAUUCUAAUGGUAAAGUAACUUACUUAUAUAUACAUACAUACGUAUGCAAGUAUAUGUAUGUGUAUGCUCAUUAAUUUUCAUGGGCAUAAAAAUGAGAAAAGUCAUCAGUUCAGCAAAAACAACUUAUUUAAAGAUGCUUUAUAUGUAGAAAUAGUUUGAGACCAUAACGCUAACCCUUAUUGAGGGCAAAAUGUAGUUGAUAGAAGAAAAUACAGAUCAGAUGUGUUAUGAUUAUCAAAUUCUAUACCAAAAUGAGAACUGAAUUUUGAAAAUUAUUCAGAGGCCUAUUAUUUUUAAUACUAGAUAUACUUCAGAGGCAUUCUUAAUAAUUCAUUACCCUUAUUUAAGAAGAUUUACAACAGUUGUAUUUCAUAUUUGCCUCCCUUAGUACAAAAGAGCAAAAUCAAGAAAGAAAACUCACUUGAGUCUUGAUUAGUCAAGUAUUUGUUACUUAAGAAGAAACUUACUAAUCAUUGUGUCACCCAUAGCCAGCACUUGCCUUAUUGAUGAAAAAGGUUCACUGAUAUAAUAGCUAAAAAAGAAAUAUGGUUUUUAAUGUUUAACAAAAUAUAUUCUAAGUCUGCUGGUUGUUACCAGUUGCUUUUCUAACUUUAUCUUAGCACAGUUUAAGAAUAUAUAUUAAUUGCUACUUAGUAUUUUUUAAAAUAAAUUUUUGCUGAAAUUAGUUCAUGACACCAAGAAGAGCCCUAAUAUGUAAUAUUUUCCCCUUGAAUAUAAGAAAUGUAAAUUUUAUAACAGUAUUAUUUAUCCUGGUUCCAUUCUAAUGGGAUUCCAUGUCAGUUUUAUGUUGUGAUUAAUAAAAUCAUCCUCUUUCAGUUUUACAGAGGUUCCUGAACAUACUACCAUAAUCAAAACAAACUCAGAUUGAAGAAAAAUUUUAAAAAUAAGAUUGUUAUUUUAGUUUUGUCUUAAUUGUGUGUGUGCAAUGUAUGUGUUUAAUGGAAUUCUAGUGGAAAAAAAUCAUUAACUAGCAUUUGAAUUAUAUAUACAUACGUGGUUACUAUUUCAUCUGGGUUGUAAGCAUUUCAUUUAUAUUAGUGGGGUUUCUUACAUUUUUGAAAGUCUUAUGUUUGAAGUAUAGCAUAUAAUGCUUGAAGUAUGCAAUUAUUUUCCUAAUGAAUCCUGCAGAAAAUAUUUUAGGAUGCUUCAAAUAAGGAGAAGGAAGUAGUCUUGUAAACAUGAGAAGACAGGGGAUACAAAUGAUUUUAUGUUGAUAGGUUUAAUCUUCUAGUGCUAAUUUAAAGAAUCUAAAGACUGCAAAAUAUACAAGAGUAGAAAAAUAGAAAUGAAUAUAAGUAAUCUUAAAAAUGGUAAUAAUUUGUAAAUGAUGGCAAAAUCACAAAUGAUAAUAAAAGGAUGAAUUUUAUACAUUCUCUGGACAAGUUCAUGGGUAGAUGGCAGAACAGGGUACCCUUAGUAAUCAUAAAGGAAUAAUUGAAGGCAGAAUGCAAACUUCCCUUUCAGACAAAGUGGUAGAAGCCCAAAAUGGCUCAAUGGAGCUCGUGAACAACAAGGAAAACAAAGGGUGAGGCCUGGCCUGCACUGUUGGAAAGAACUAUGAGACUUCAGGAUUCGUAGAGUCCAAAGGUUUAUUUAUUUUCAUCCAAUGGUGGUAAAAAGCAGCCAGUGGGGGACCAAAGUGAAAGGGGAAUGGACAGUGGGUAGGAAAAGGGGGGAAAAAAGAAGAAUUUCCUGCAACAAAGGUAGUUUCUGGAACUGCCUGAGAUUAUUCCUUCCUUCCCCUUGGCAAGUUCAGCUAGCUGUGGGUGGUUGAUGAGGCUUGCCUGUGUCUUAGACCAGAGCUCUGACUCCAGGGGGUCCCAACUAACCAGGUCCAGUCAUUUACCUCAAAAAAGCCAAGCCAAAACGGUCAUGGUGAAAGGCAAGGGGGUAGGGGGAGUAGUAGUAGUAAUUGGAAAAGUAAGGAAGAGCCUGGCACGAUGGUGCACGCCUAUAAUCCCAGCAGCUCAGGAGGCUGAAACAGGAGGAUUUCAAGUUCAAGGCAGGCUUGACAAUUUAGCAAGGCCUUAAGCAACUUAGAACCCAUCUCGAAUAAAAAGAGUUGGAGAUAUAGCUCAGUGGUAAGUGCAUCUGGGUUAAAUCCCCAGUACCCUGUCUCCCUAACCCCCCACCAAAAAAAAAAAAAAAAAAGAAGAAGAGAAAAUUAUCCACCAGAAUCUAAAUUAGGAGUUUAAGGUGCUCAGUACCUAGCCAACAAAGAAUCGAAGUAGAGAGGCAUUUACUGUCUGUGAUGAAGAAAGUUCCUGGAAAACUAUAUAAGUUACACUGAGUAAUAAGGACAGAAAAGAAAUAUAUUCAGGAGUUAGAAGAAAGUUGGAAUAUCAGAUUCAGUUUGUCAAAGUGGGGUGUGAAAGGAGGUGGGAAUAAAGGUGAGCUAAAUAUUUCUUAGAUCCUAGAAACCCAUUCACAGUUAAAGUGUGAUGGAGUUGGAUGUUUGUAUGAACUUAAAGAAUAAGUAAAUGGGUUAAGAAGAAAGAAAAAUACCUGUGAAAGUGGAUAAUGAGCUAGGAGGAAAGUUCAGAUAAGUCCAUGAUCCUUAGGAAAGGAAGAAGGAAAAAAUAAUUCUGGGACUUUCAAAAAAUGAGAACGAAGGCAUUAAAUUUUCUCAUCAUAAACAUCUUUGCAGAGAAUAUAGGAGACAAAGGAUUUUGAAAGUCAUGGCACUUUUUAUUCCUGUAUCUUAAUCCAAACCUCUAGUAGAUUUUCCCAGUUGAUAUUUUAGGAAGAGAAAACUCAGACAAAGAGGAUUCUCUAAUCUUUUUUUAUAAUUAUUAAUGCAUAUUGUACAAAUUGAUGGGUUUCACUGUGAUCAUGUAUUCCAUGAUCUUAUCAACAUUUCUGGUGUAGAAAGUUCUACUAUUUGGCCUUCUAGAAUUCUGAUCUUAGUUGCUGAUUCUAACCCAAGUCAAGUUACAUAAGCAGAGAUUGAUAACUAACUGCCCUGGCCUAUUGCUGAGACAGAUUCUUGGCAGACUUUGCCCAGCAGAUGGUGCUGUUUCUCCAGAAGAAAACUUACCAAGUGUAAGGCCAUCAGAUGGAGCUAAGAGGGAGGGAGCAUUAGGAGAGAAAAAAAAACGAGUGUAGUUCAUUUAUUCUUAAAAGCCAAUAGCAUGAUAUUGCAAGAGUCAGAGUAGUUGUGAAAAAAAAAAGACAAUGUUCUCAAAUUAAAUCCACCCACUAAUAUUCCUCUUCCUCUCCUUAUCCCCUAAGAUACAUUUUUAAAAACAGUGAUUUGGGGAUAGACAGCUUUUCCAUCAGUAGUGUUUAAAAGAACUCGUUUUCAGAAUUUUUUCAUUCCUAUCAGAGGAAAAAGUUGAAUAUAGAAUGUUCCAAAGCAGUUUGCUACCCUACCACCUGUGCUUUGAUGACAAAAUGAUAUUAUCUUCAACCUAAUACUUAGGAAUACUUUGCAGAUUUUGCUAAUAAUGCACUUGGAGUAAUUCUAAUAGAAGUAAAAUUUACUCUCCUUACAAAUUAACCCAAAUUCAUUCUCAGAUUCUUUCAAUUCCAGUUUCCCUUCAUAUAUUUUGGUGCUCUGUUGUAAGGUGUGUGUGUGCAUAUAUAUGUAUCUGUGUGUGUGUGUGUGUUUAAAAUUCUUAUGACUUCUUGAUGGGUUGGCCCUUUAAUAUUAUAAUGUCCUUUUGUUUCAUGUAACACUUUUUAUCUAAAAGUCUAUUUUGUCUAAUAUUAGUAGAGUGACUUCAGCUUCAGCUCUCUGUUCACAUGGACUAUGGUUAUCUAUCCUUCUGCUUUCAACCUAUUUAUGUUGUUGAAUCUAGAAUGUUUCUUGAAGAGAGUGUAUGGUGGGUUAUGUUUUAAAAUUCAUCCUGCCGUUCUCUGUCUUUAUAUUGUAUUAGUUUCCCAGAGCUGCAAAGAACCACACGCUUCGUGGCUUAAAGUAACAGAAACUUAUCCUUCACAGUUCUGGAUGCUAGAAGUAUGAAAUCAAGGUGUCAACAGGGUCAGUUCCUUCAGAGGCACUGAGGGAGAACCUGUUCCUUUCCUCCCAGCUUCUGGUGAUGGCCGACAGUUCAUGGAAUUACCUGAGAUAAUACAUUACUCCAAUUUCUACUUUAUUUCACAUGGCAUUCUUCCUGUGUCUGUAUCUUCCUAUCAGCACAGCAGUUGUGCUGGAUUAGAGCCCUACCUUAAUCCCAUGUGACCUCAUUUAAAUUAUAUUUACAGCGAUUCCUUUUCCAAACAAGAUUGCAUUCUGAGUUUCUGUAGAUUAGGAUUUCAACAUAUUUUGAAUGGGCAGAGGAGGGGGACACAGAAUUUAACCCAUAACAGCAAGAAUAUAUCAGACUUUUCAGAGCCCUAUUCACCAAAACAUCUCAUUCUUCAGCCUUUCUUACCAAAGUUUUUGGUUCACUUAUUGUUUGCCUCAGUGUUACCCGUUAUUCCAGGUAGCUGUAAUUAAAAUGUUUGGAAACUGGCAGAGUUCCAAGUUAGGUAAAUUAAAGGAAAGACAUUUGAGCCGGUCUUCCAGGGAGCUACAAGGCAAGUUCUAUGGAGUGAAUUGUUCCCCCAAAUUCAUGUAUUGAAGCCCCAUCCACAACUGUGAUUACAUUUGGGGAUGAGGGAUUAAGUAAUAAUUAAGAUGAAAUGAAGUCAUAGGGAUGGUGCCCCAAUCCAGUAAGACUGGUAACCUUAUUAGAAGAAGAGGAGACACCAAAGCUUCUCUCUAACAUGAGGACACAGAAGGCAGCACCUACAAGCCUGAGAGUUCUCUCUAGAAACCUAAUCACUUUGACCUUGGAAUUCCCAGGCUCAAGAACUGAGAAAAAUUUGUUUAAACUACCCAAUCUAUGUUAUUUUGUUAAAACAGCCCAAACAACCACAAUUCUUUAAAAAUGAGAUGCAUUAUUCUGUUUGCUGUGGCACUCUGCACCAGAAAUAGGCUGUUAUCUUCAAGGCAUCACAGAAGUGGGACCAGGAUAAAUUAAACACCACCAAGCCCUGGUUUUUACUGAGAUUUAUUUAGCUGGCAUUUCUUAAGUGUUCCCUGCUUUGCUGCACAUUUUUGCUUAGUUUCCAGAAUUCCGUAAAAGUUGUUUCUGAUGGAUUUUUUGCUUUUGUUACUGUUACAUUUCAAUUUUAACUAAUGUCACCCCACAUGCUUCUUUUUGGCAGUGGUACUGGGGCCCAAACCCAGGACUUCAUGCUUAUCAGGCAAACGUUCUUGCCACUAAGCUAAACCCCCUGUCUCCACAUACUAUUUUUUUACAAUAUAACAUUGAUCCUCCUCUUUUUGGAGAUUUGUGAUGCUUCAACCAAAAGAAGACAACAAACAUGACGGUUUGUGACCCUGCAGGGUGGGUUAUGAUCCAGGCUCUCUUUUUUUUCAAGAGCUGGGGAUUGAACAACAACUCUGGGAAAGCCAGGUACCGUGCUGUGAGAGAGCCCAGACUUGCCUGUGUAGAGAAGAACCAAAGACACCCCCAAGCUGAGUGCCAGUGUCCAUCUCCAGAUAAGGAAAAACUAGCCUUCAGAUGCUUCCAGCCUCCAUUCAGCAGCUUCAGUUGAGACCCAGAUAUGAAGCAAACACGAGCUGUCCAGGCCUUGCCUGCAGUUCCUGACCCACAGAAUGUAUGACUCUCAUGAGUGAUGACUUUAUAUUUCUACAUUUUGUUGUAGUAUGGUCAGCUGCCACAGUAACUAGAACAAUCACCGAGUAAAUCAAAUGGUACCAAGCAGUGGACAGGGUUUUCAUCCCUUUUGGCGUAGAAGUUUUAAAAUGUCUUGUGCAAGAGUAUGCACUUAAGAACAUCAAGAUUGUCUGAUUUACCAGUGUCAUCCCUUUCCUCCCUAGAUUUUGCAGGUGUCCCCAUCCCUGCCCCUCUUCCCCCAGUUAUCCAGGCUUGAAACCUUGGAAUGUCUGUGAUCUCCUUUCUUCUUCACCCGCCUCACAGGAGAGCCAGGCACAUGUCUUUUUCAGUGCCUCCCAUCCAUUUCUUCCCACUCAUAACAACAUGGGCUUAAAGCUGCAGUUCAUUCUUACAGACUAAAAUGCAAUAGAAGAGAAGAAGGCUGCCAAUCAUAGGGAUAAUGCUUUUGGAUUUACACUAGUAAAAGGGUACUGUUUAAAGCCAUCCAAGGGCAAGUAAUGGUUGUGUUUGUGGAAGUGCCAUGUGUUUCGAGAAAACCGUCUCCUAUGGGGGUGAUGGAGAAAGCAGGCUGCUGGCUGGUCUGGCACAUCUCUGGUCACUGGAUCCACUUCCAUCCUGUGUUUAGCCAGAGCCUUUUCCUCCAACUCCUUUUAACUUCCUCUGGUUACAAAUCUAAAUUUAGUUUAUAAUACAGAGGUAUUAGAUGUUAUUUUAAUAUCAACUGGCAAAUCUCAGUUCUGCUUUCUACAGACAUCCUUAAAUACCUUGCAUCCUUUUCACUAUCCUUACCCAAACAUUUGUGGAGAUGGCUUUUGAGGAGUUUAAAAAGGAAAUUGAAUACAAACUAUGGGGUCACUUCAUCUUCUUGUCUUAAAAACUUGAAAUCUAUCCUCAGUAGUUUAUUUUGAAACUACAUGAAAGGAAAUUGGGUUCCAGCAGAGUUUGUACAAGGUUAUUUAGCACUUGGGCAUUUGACAUGUAUUAGUUGCUGCAGACCAUCAUAGGAAAUAACCCUUUUUAUAAUGUGGGCCUUCCUUCUCAAGACAUAGAAGACUUUGCUAGAACAAACAGGGCAACUAUAUUCUCUGAGUAUCUGACCACAUUAGCAUUGUUUCCUAAAUGCCCGAAAGGGUUGGGGGGACAGCUACCAGUUAUUCAUUUUAGUAUCUAUUGAGCACUUAUCUAUUUGCCAGGCACUGUUCUAGGUGCCAGGUAAACAAAACUCCUUAACUUUGUGGAAUAUGCAUUUUAGGGGUGGAGAGAGACCGAUAAUAACAAACUAAAAUGUGUCAAUAUCAUGCCUAUCACAGGACCAUGUUUUAAAGAUGCUUUAGAGCAUGAUAAAGCUGGAAAGAGGAAUAAAUUGUGCUGGGUGGUCUUGGAGAGGUUGCAUUUGAAGUUCAGGGGCUUUAGCAAGAAUAUAGGUCCCUGAAUAGGUGAAGAAGGUCAGAGAUUUGAAUAUGUGGGGGAAGAUUAUCUAGGGCAGAGGGCAAGUACAAAGGACCUAAGGCCAGAGUGUACCUGGCUUUUGGAGAAAAACAAGGAGGUAGAGGAACUAGAACAGAAGGAAAGGUGAAAAGCAAGUCUUGAUGGGCAUUGCAGGGCAUUUUAAUGAUUCAAGUUUUUAGUCAGUGUAAGGGAAGCCAUUGAAGAUUUUUAGCCAAGGAGUAAUGAACUAAUGAAACUGAAUUUUGAAAUGAAACUCAAUUCACUGCUUCUGCUGGCAGGUGGGAUCUGCACAACUGCAGGUCUCUGCAGCCAAGAAGUGUUAAUGGUGGGCCUUGCCCUCCAGUGUUGCUGCAGAUUCCAGCAGCUCAUUGUCAGUUUCCUCUUUCUGGGUUCUUGUCUCAUGGAUUCAAAGAAUGAAAUCCAGAAACCAGAAUGAGUGAGUAUAAGAGUACGAUUUCUUCAAGUGUGCAUGGAAACAGACCUCUGGCAGGGGGAAAGGGAGAACCCAUCAGGGCUGUCGUCUGAGCAUCUUAGCCUAGGGGUUUAUAUAGCACUUCAGUCAAUGCUAUUGGUCCAAACUUAUACUAAUCAGGGUUUGAAAAAAGGACCAGUGCUGUUGGUCCAGAAUUAUGCUAGUAAGUAUUUAUGCUCUUGGUUAGUCCUGAACCCCAUUCACGCUUGCCUUCCAUUUUCUCCAGCUCCUCAGGAAGCCCGAGGUUGAAGGCAGUGAAUCACACAUGCUUGGUGGGUGGGGGUGGGGAGCCAUCUGGAGAUGCAGCACUACAAGGAGCACACUUCUUCAGCAGGGCCACACUGGGUGCAGCGCAGGCUGCCAUGGGGGACAAGUUGGCUUGCCCUGGCUACCUCAGGCCCUAGCUGGGUUGGUGGCUCUGCACAGCAGCCUAUGCUUCAGCCUGCCUGGGCCACCACUCUGCUGCUUCAGCGACUCUCCUGCCACUUCUCAGCAUGUACCAGUGUCACUAAUUUAGCUUUCUUUAAUUUUUUAAUUUUUUAAUGUAAUAGGGAUUGGGCCCAGGUGCACUUAGCCACAUCCCUAGCCCUUUUCAUUUUUUAUUUUGAGACAGGAUCUUGCUAAAUUGCUUUAGGGCCUCACUAAAUUGCUGAGGCUGGCCUCGAACUAGAGAUCCUUCUGCCUCAGCCUCCCAAGUCAAUGGGAUUACAGGUACGUGCCACCGCACCUGGCUAAUUUAGCUUUUAACAAGAUCAUUUUGACUUCUGUAUUAAGGACCACUGAAGGGAGCAAAUGAUGGAAGCAGAGAAAAAAACUUUUGUAGGUUAUUCUAAAAAUUCAGAAUAGAGGGGCUGGGGCGAUAGCUCAGUCGGUAGAGUGCUUGCCUUGCAAGCACAAGGCCCUGGGUUUGAUCCCCAGCACCCAAAAAAAAAAAAAAAAAAAAAAAAAAAAAUUCAGAAUAGACAGUGGUGGCUUUGACCAGAUGGUGGUAGGAGACAACUGUAGUAAUAUACUUUAAAAGUAGAGCAGACUGGAGUUGCUGACAGAUGUGGGAUGUGAGAAAAAAGAGAUAAGGGAAUGAGAAUGAGAAAGAUCACUCUGAGCAACUGAAACAUGAAUGUGCUCAACUUAGAUGGGAAGACUGAAGGAUGAAUUUAAAGGAGUAAGAUCAGAUAUGCUAAACUUGAUACCUUUUUUUUAAAAUUUUUGAUUCAUUGUACACAAAUGGGGUACAACUAUCGUUUCUCUGGUUGUACACAGUCAUACCAUUUGCAUAAUCAUACAUGUACAUAGGGUAGUGAUGUUUGUCUCA